Messenger RNA from Kwoniella mangroviensis CBS 8507, 498 nucleotides. RefSeq lists its product as uncharacterized. The coding region runs from base 1 to 498 and encodes 165 amino acids. Lineage: Eukaryota; Fungi; Basidiomycota; Tremellomycetes; Tremellales; Cryptococcaceae. The record is from RefSeq and is a predicted model, not a curated record. The transcript has a single exon.
AUGUCGGGUAUCAACAACAAUGUGAACUAUCGACACGUCAUGCACGAAGCGUUAUAUGGGUGGGGUCGUCCCUCGCAGAGAGAAGCAACUGGCAUGAUGGAUGAGCUGGUAGAUCUCUUGUCCCCCGAGGUCAAUGACGGUCUGGAAGGUAUUAGGAAGGAAUGGCGAGAGAUCUCAGAUAACUGUCAAGAUGCGCGAAAUGAAUCUGUCAAGUUGGAUGCGAGACGAAAGAAAUGGAUGGAAAUAUAUGAGAGAACGCAUGAUCUCAGUGAAGAUGAGAGAACCCUCUUAAGAGCGAUUCACGAAUGUUCUAAACCCGACAGGUUAUCGUAUAAGAGCAGAUUCAUGCAAGGGAUGAACUUGAAUCCUACGACGGAAAACCCAGACGAACGUACAAAGGCUGUGAGAUCAGCUUGGAGUACCAUCCAGGAGGAUGUAGAUGGAGACAAGGUGACUAAUAGGGAGAGAAGAAAGAGAUGGUGGGAUGUGGUAGGGUAA